Hydractinia symbiolongicarpus is the source of this 1911-nucleotide messenger RNA. RefSeq names its product proteoglycan 4-like. The annotation marks the transcript as partial. The record is from RefSeq and is a predicted model, not a curated record. NCBI's taxonomy places the organism in Eukaryota, Metazoa, Cnidaria, Hydrozoa, Anthoathecata, Hydractiniidae. The transcript has a single exon.
UUUGCCCAUCUGUCUAAGGUUAAUCAUCUUUUAUCAGAAAGUAUAUUGACAAACAUUGUGUUUAAACUUUCUUUAGUCAUUCUAACAACCACUGCAACAACAACAACAACAACAACAACAACAGCAGCAGCAACAACAACAACGACCAUCUCUCCAACCACUAUCCUAACCACUUCCACUAACAAACUAAAGACCACUGAAAUUCCAGAAACAAUCCGUAAAAGAAGAACUACAACACGAAAACUACGUCCAAACACAGUUCGAAGCACGACAACUACACGAAGAACAUCCAAAACACAAGGUGUAAAAUCAACAAAGAAGCCAGACACCACGAUCAGCCAAGAACCUGACACUACUACUACAGAAAAUCCAGAUACCACUACUACUAAAGAACCAGCCACCACCACUACUGAAGAACCAGAUACCACCACUACCGAACAACCGGAAACUACUUCUACUGAGGAACCAGGAACCACUACUACUGAGGAACCAGAAACCAUUACUACUAAAGAACCAGAAACCAUUACUACUGAAGGACAAAAUGCCAUCACUACUGAGGAACAGGAAACUACUACUACUGAAGAACCAGAAACCACCACUACUGAAAGACCAGAUACCACCACUACUAAAAGACCAGAUACCACCACUACUGAAGAACCAGACACCACCACUACUGAGGAACCAGAAACUACCACUGAACCAGAAACCACUACUACUGAGGAACCAGAAACCACUACUACUAAAGAACCAGAAACCAUUACUACUGAAGGACCAAAUGCCACCACUACGGAGGAACCGGAAACUACCUCUACUGAGGAACCAGGAACCACUACUACUAAAGAACCAGAAACCAUUACUACUGAAGAACCAAAUGCCACCACUACGGAGGAACCGGAAACUACCACUACUGAAGAACCAGAAACCACCACUACUGAAGGACCAGAUACCACUACUACUGAAGAGCCAAAAAACACCCCCACUGAGGAACCAGAAACCACUACUACUGAGGAACCAGAAACCAUUACUACUAAAGAACCAGAAACCAUUACUACUGAAGGACCAAAUGCCACCACUACGGAGGAACCGAAAACGACCACUACUGAAGAACCAGAAACCACUACUACUGAGGAACCAGAAACCACUACUACUAAAGAACCAGAAACCAUUACUACUGAAGGACCAAAUGCCACCACUACGGAGGAACCGGAAACUACCACUACUGAAGAACCAGAAACCACCACUACUGAAAGACCAGAUACCACCACUACUGAAGAGCCAAAAAACACCCCCACUGAGGGACCAGAAACCACUACUACUGAGGAACCGGAAACCACCCCUACUGAAAGACCAGAUACCACUACUACUGAAGAACCAGACACCACCACUACUGAGGAACCGGAAACCACUACUACUAAAGAACCAGAAACCAUUACUACUGAAGUACCAAAUGCCACCACUACGGAGGAACCGGAAACUACCACUACUGAGGAACCAGAAAGGACCACUACUGAAAGACCGGAUACCACUACUACUGAAGAACCUAAAACCACCACUACUGAGGAACCAGAAAGCACUACUACUGAAGAACCAGACACCAUCACUACUGAGGAACCAGAAACCACUACUACUGAGGAACCAGACAUCACCACCGCUAAAGGACCAGGUACAACCACUACGACUACACCGGAACCUAAUACUACGAAAACUAAAAAUCCAACCAUCAAUCCUAAAACCAUAGUCAAACCAGAUCCAACUGUGUCUGAAAGCAUAAAAACCACCACAUCUACCACUAACAAUGAUCAAUGCUGGCAUUGUCCAUUACAUUGUGGCAUAAAUUGUUCAGCAUCAUGCCGAAAGUGCUGCUGUAUAUACAAACCACACAAGAGGAACAAACCGCAGAACAAAGCUUAA